This is a messenger RNA of Capsella rubella, 4341 nucleotides long. Its product is annotated as disease resistance-like protein DSC1. The record is from RefSeq and is a predicted model, not a curated record. Gene Ontology annotation, molecular function: ADP binding; protein binding. Gene Ontology annotation, biological process: defense response; signal transduction. Bases 381 to 4001 code for a protein of 1206 amino acids. NCBI's taxonomy places the organism in Eukaryota, Viridiplantae, Streptophyta, Magnoliopsida, Brassicales, Brassicaceae. The transcript is spliced from 6 exons.
UGAGAAUUAUCGAACAUCAUAAAAAUGGUGAAGCUAGAUGGAUUCUUGUGAAACUAAUGCAAUCAAAGCAGUUUCCAUUAGACGAAGUUUUUCAUUGUGAUUUGUGAAGCAACUGGUUUCUGAAGUGAAGCACGAGUCGCUCGCUACAUGAAUAGUUUAAUGUAUCUCUGCGUACAUCUUACAAGAUGAAAGAGAGACAAAUACAGCAGAUGGUUUCCAAAUCGUAAGUUGCUUUAAAGUGAGAGAGUGGACAAAUCAAGGCUAUUGAAAAGUCAACAAAGGUGUGCUUCAUACUAGACGAGUUUAUUUGUUAAGUCUUCGCCUCUUCCAUUUCGCUUCAAUCCCUUUCCAAAACUCUGUAUUAUUGUGGCCAUCCUUUAAUGGCUCUUGUUUCUUCUUACUCGUCAUCGGAUCACUCCAAGCGACAGUUUGAUGUGUUUGUGAGUUUUAGAGGCAAGGACACACGUAAUUCCUUCACCUCUUACCUUGUUCAGUUCCUACACCGGAAAGGUGUCGAUGCUUUCUUCGAUGGGAGACUCCGGCGAGGCAAAGACAUCUCAGUUCUCUUUGACAGGAUUGAGCAAUCAAAAAUGUCGAUUGUCGUAUUUUCAGAGAACUACGCCAACUCCACAUGGUGUUUGGAGGAACUCUGGAAGAUAAUGCAGUGCAGGGAGAAAUUUGGUCAUGGGGUCUUACCCAUCUUCUACAAAGUCAAGAAAUUUGAUGUAGAGAAUCAGAAAGGGAGUUUUGAAGCUCCCUUCCAGAGACCUAAGGAGAGUUUCAAGGGUGGUGGGCACAAGGUUGAGGCAUGGAAAGAAGCUCUGAAGACUGCUUCCAAUAUCCUGGGCUAUGUACUUCCUGAGGAAAGGCCGGAGAGUGAAUUUGUUGAAAAAAUAGCCAAGGAAACUUUCAGGAUGCUGAAUGAUUUGUCUCCAUGUGAAAUCAGUGGUUUCCCAGGGAUUGAGUCACGUUCAAAAGAACUGGAGGAGUUACUGAUGUUCGAUGAUACAAAUUGUAUCCGUACCGUUGGGGUUCUCGGGAUGACUGGAAUUGGCAAGACAGCGGUUGCUGAUAGCGUUUAUAAACGAAACUAUCGUCAGUUUGAUGGAUACUGUUUCCUUGAGGACAUUGAAAAUGAGUCAAAGCGGCAUGGGUUGCAUCAUUUGCACCAGAAACUCCUCUGUAAAUUACUGGAUGAAGAAAAUGUGGAUGUCAGAGCGCAUGGAAGAAUGGAAGACUUUCUAAGGAACAAGAAGCUGUUUAUUGUGCUAGAUAAUGUAACUGAUGUAAAUCAAAUAGAAGUUCUCAUUGGAAAGCAUGAACUGUACAGGAGAGGAAGCAGGAUUGUUAUAACAACUAGAGACAAGAAACUUCUGCAGAACAACGCUAAUGCAACAUAUGUUGUUCCCAGAUUAAAUGACAAGGAAGCAAUGGAGCUUUUCUGCCUUGAUGCGUUCACUGACAACCUUUAUCCAAGCGAAGAAUAUAUGGAUCUAUCAAAAAAUUUUGUAUAUUAUGCGAAAGGACACCCCUUAGCUUUGAAGUUGUUAGGUUCAGGUCUACGUCAGAAGGAAAUGACAUACUGGGUGGAAAAAUUGGAGAGAUUGAAGGUAGAGCCAGACAAGGAGAUUCAGAAAGUGCUAAAACUGAGUUAUGAAGCACUGGAUGAUGAACAGAAGAGCAUAUUUCUAGACAUAGCAUGUUUCUUCAGAUCAGAAAAAGCAGAUUUGGUUUCGAGCAUCUUGAAAUCAGACCAUGUUAUGAGAGAACUUGAAGAUAAGUGCUUGGUAACCAUUUCUUAUAAUAGGCUUGAGAUGCAUGAUCUAAUGCAUGCAAUGGGUAAGAAAAUCGGAUAUGAAUCAUCCAUCAAAAGAGCAGGCAAACGUAGCAGGUUGUGGAACCACAAAGAUAUUCGCCAUGUGCUGGAGCAGAGAACGGGAACUGAAUGUGUUAGAGGCAUUUUCUUGAACAUGUCUACUGUUGAAAAGAUCAAGCUAUGUCCUGAUGCUUUCAUGAGGAUGUCGAAUCUCAAAUUCCUGAAGUUCCACAAGUCUCAUUGUUCCCAGUGGUGUGAUAACGACAAUAAAUUUCAAUUCUCUGAAGAGCUUGAUCAUUUUCCGGAUGAGCUUGUCUACCUUCACUGGCAAGGGUACCCUUACGAGUACCUGCCAUCAGAAUUCAAUCCGGAGGAACUUGUUGAUCUUAAUCUACGAUAUAGCUUCAUCAAACAAUUGUGGGAAAAUGAGAAGGUGCCAUAUAAUACAGAAAAAUUAAGAUGGGUCGAUCUCAGUCAGUCAAAAGACUUGCGGAGUUUAUCAGGUUUGUCCAGGGCUAAAAAUCUUGAAAGAUUGGACCUCGAAGGCUGUACGAGUUUGUUUCUGUUGGGCUCAUCAAUCAAACAGAUGCAAGAACUUAUUUACCUGAACCUCAGAGACUGCACAAGCCUUGAGAGCCUUCCAGAGGGGAUCAAACUAAAAUCCCUGAAGACUCUUAUCCUCAGUGGCUGCUCAAACCUUCAAGAGUUUCAAAUUAUAUCAGACAAUAUUGAAUCUCUUUAUUUGGAAGGCUCAGCAAUUGAAAAAGUUGUUGAUCACAUCGAGAGUCUUCACAACCUUAUUUUGCUGAAUCUGAAGAAUUGUCGCAGGUUGAAGUAUCUUCCCAAAGAUCUUUACAAGCUGAAAUCUCUUCAAGAACUGAUCCUCUCUGGCUGUUCAGUUUUGGAGAGUCUUCCACCAAUCAAAGAGGAUAUGGAAUGCUUAGAGAUUUUGCUGAUGGAUGGAACAUCCAUCAAACAGACACCUGAAACGAUUUGUUUGAGUAACCUCAAGCUGUUUUCCUUCUGUGGAUCUAUCAUCGACGAUUCCACAGGGUUGGUAUUGCUGCCUUUCUCCGGCAGCUUUUACUUAUCGGACCUCUAUCUCACGAACUGCAAUAUCUACAAAUUGCCAGAUAACGUUAGCUCAUUACACUCGUUGCGGUGUCUGUGCUUAAGCAGAAACAAUAUUGAGACCCUACCUGAAAGCAUUAAGAAACUCCAUUGCCUGUUGUUUCUUGACCUGAAACAUUGCCGCAAGCUUAACUCUCUUCCAGUGCUUCCAUCUAAUCUACAGUACAUAGAUGCUCACGGGUGUGUUUCUCUGGAAAAAGUCGCUAAACCAGUGACACUUCCCCUAGUAACUGACAGGAUGCAUACUACUUUCAUUUUCACGGGUUGCUUCAAGCUGAACCGAGCUGCGCAGGAAGCUAUUGUAGCUCAGGCCCAACUCAAGAGUCAGCUACUGGCAAGGACAUCUCUUCAACAUAACCAUAAGGGACUAGUUCUAGAGCCUCUGGUUGCUGUUUGUUUUCCAGGAAGUGAGAUACCCUUAAUGUUCAGCCAUCAGAGAAUGGGAUCUUUGAUAGAAACUGACCUGCUUCCACACUGGUGUAACAGUAAAUUUAUUGGAGCUUCCCUAUCUGCUGUUGUCACCUUCAAGGACAAAGAAGGUCAUCAUGCCAGUCGUUUAUCUGUAAGAUGCAAGUGCAAAUUCAAAAAUCAAAACGGUCAGUCUAUCAGCUUUAGUUUCUGUCUUGGAGGAUGGAAUGAGUCAUGUGGAUCAUCUUGCCAUGAACCACGGAAACUUGGAUCUGACCAUGUGUUUAUCAGUUAUAACAACUGCAAUGUGCCAGUCUUUAAAUGGAUGGAAGAGACUACUGACGCCAAUAGAUGUCAUCCCACUAGUGCCUCAUUCGAAUUCUACCUUACUGAUGAAACUGAAAAGAAACUUGAAUGCUCCAAGGUGAUAAGGUGUGGUAUGAGUUUGUUAUAUGCUCCAGAUGAAAAUGACCGUGGUCUCCAGGGAAUAAGGGUUACAGAGACUGUUAAUGGUACAUCUAGUGAGGCUCUUAUGACAAUUCGAGGUCAGUCCCAAUCACGAAUUGAAGAAAGAAGAAAUGGCAGAAUAAGAGAUGAAAUCCUAGAGAUGAGUGUUUCCUCCAUGAUAGGAGGUCCCGGGUCUUGAAAAGAAAACAAAAGGAACUUAACGAUGUUGCAUUGCUUUCCAGACCCUUUGGUGUAUCAUCGGGUACUUCUAUCAACAUACCUUGCUGAUUGACUUUGAGCUUAUUCUUGGAUAAUCGAAUGUGAGACUUGUUCGUUGCUGAUUGGUGAAGUCGUCAUAUCCAAAGACAAAACAGAGCAUGGUCUUUACUCUCUGUUUCUCCCUUUACAUCACAUGUACGCUUAACUUCUCGAUAUUUUUUGAACAACUGGUACAAAAGGCUACAUGGUUUCAUAAAGUGCAUGUUUCUCAAAAUAAUGCUCUUGGAACUGAAGGAAAACAUGAAGAAAUUUACUUGAGA